AUGGGUGGUAUUGUACAAAGAAUAUUUACAGCAAUUCCAUUUGUGGAAUUCAUCCUGGGAAAUUUAGAAAAUGGAUUCAUGGUCUUAGUGAACAGUAUGGACUGUGUCAAAAGAAGAAAAAUUCCUUCAGUUGAUAAAGUGCUCACUGCUUUAGCUAUCUCCAGGAUUACUUUUCUCUGGUCAAUACUUCUCCUUAUUGACACAUAUAUUGGUGUCUUAAAUGAUGCCUAUAAAGUAAACAUGUCUUGGAGAUCCAAUUUGAGUAUUUAUGCAGGAUUUCCUAAACAUUUUAGAUUGUCAUACAUUAUAUCCUUUUUAAUACCAUUUAUCAUUUCCAGGACAACUUUUCUCUUGCUGAUUUUCUCCCUGUGGAAGCAUUGUAUGAAAGUGCAGCAUAGUCACAAAGGAUCCAGGGAUAGGGAGGUUUGGGAAACUGAGUUUGUAGGGAAAACACUUUUUCAUUUACUUACCCAAGCAGCUGAAAUAGCUUUUCCUUCAUGUCAUCCCUUUGUCCUGAUACUUGGAAACACUAAGCUGAGACAGACUUUUCUUUUGAUGCUGAGGUGGCUGAGGUGCAGAUAUGCAGAUGUGGAAUCCACAGGUCCACAGACCAUUUAG
This is a messenger RNA of Heterocephalus glaber (naked mole-rat), 618 nucleotides long. The record is from RefSeq and is a predicted model, not a curated record. NCBI's taxonomy places the organism in Eukaryota, Metazoa, Chordata, Mammalia, Rodentia, Bathyergidae.